This is a messenger RNA of Hyaloperonospora brassicae, 1002 nucleotides long. The record is from the annotation of a GenBank genome assembly. Lineage: Eukaryota; Oomycota; Peronosporomycetes; Peronosporales; Peronosporaceae.
AUGUCGACGCCCGUGAAGAUCGACGGCGCGGUGCCCAAGAAGGUGUACAUGCACUACGAGAGCGACGCAGACGAGACGCAGACGCUGACGCUGAAGAUGACACUGCCGGCCAAGUGGGCGGGCCACACGGUGGACUACCUCAAGGACUUCUUUGUAGAGCACUACAACUGCAAGAAACCGCAACAUGAGCUGCAGAGGGCGCACGUGCAUCUGGAAAAGAAGGACAAGUCGGCGCUCUAUGGCGAUGAGCUGCUGCACAAAGCCGUGCAAAAGUACGACGACCUGUACCUGAGAGAAGGCGCGUCGACGCUCAAACCCGUGCGGGUUCAGCAGAAUCAAACAACGCGCGAUGCAUCUGAUGCGACAAAGGCCUAUCGGCAGUGCAAGAACCACGGAUGCCAGAAAAAGUUUCUUGACGACGAGAACAGCGACGAGGCGUGUCGCUACCACAGUCUGCCGCCGCUGUUCCAUGACAUGAAAAAGGGCUGGCAGUGCUGCUCGUCAAAGAUGGUGUACGACUGGGACGACUUUGAGAAGAUUGAGCCGUGCAGGGUCGGCCGGCACUCGACCGUGGGGCCCCAGGAGCAGUUCGCAGCCUCGCCUACCGUAGCAGCAGCGGAGAAUGCAGCAGCAACGACGUCGUCCGCAGAGAAGACGGUGGCGGCUCCACGAGCUGUAGCGCCGCUCAAGUCGAUUGACGACUACAAUCAGAAGAACCCGAACGCAGUGACGGCCGUUUCGGCAGCCAAGGAGAGCCAGACGACCGCGCCGCCCAAGCGCAUGGAUGGCAAAGCAAAGUGUGUCAACUUCGGCUGCCAGCAGGAGUACAUCGUGGCUGAAAACAGCGAUGCGUCGUGCAGCCACCACGUUGGUGCACCCGUGUUCCACGAUGCCAGCAAGUACUGGAGCUGCUGUCCGAAGAACGUCAAGUACGACUUUGACUCGUUCCUCAAGGUGCCCGGCUGUGUUGUGUCUGCGCACACGGACAUCAAGACGGCGUAG